GAAUAUAUCCGGCUGUGGCUUUCCCUCCCAUCGCUUCAGCUCAUAGUUUACAGUUUUUUUCUUAUUUAUCUCCUUUAGUGUAGUUUUCCGCUCCCUGUGUCGAACUUUUCCGAACUUUUCCUAUCUUAUGUGGGUAUUGCUUCGUUAUACUUGGCGAGAUCCUAUCCAUUCCGUACGGAUAAUCCAAAAUAUGAGAAUCUUUCUUUCCAACGGAGGACCCCGAAUUUUGGGUCUUUGUAGCUCUUUCAGAUUUUUACGAUGAGAACAAUAAUUCAGAAUUAGCCAAGGCUUGGCUUGAGCCAAGUUGAAGAAGCCUAGGGGGCAUUGACCAAUUCCACACCAACCACAUUCAAGAUCAGAUCAUCACCCCAACUUCAAUUAUGUGGCUCAAUUGACUGGCUGGAUCCACAAGGACCACAACCAAUUGAGUUUGUUUUGCUGGGGAAGAGAUGAACAAAGCUACGUGCUCUGCCGUGCUCCUCUUAGCAUUUUUCCUCGUCUCUUCGCAAGCCAGAUCAAUCCUGAGUCGAAAGCCCCAGCCUCUAGCAUCCUUCAAGAUCGACACUAACUCUACCCACCCUCUUACUGUCACCAGGAUCAACAGUACUCUCACUGGCGCCACUCCCUCUGCUACCACCACCCAGAAAGUUGGGAGCUGUACUUACACGGUGGUGUUUACAACAAGCUGCUCUUCACCCAGCUACACCAGAGACCGAAUCAGUCUCGCGUUUGGCGAUGCGUAUGGCAGCCAGGUUUACGCAUCGAGGCUAGACGAUCUAUCUUCAGGGGCAUUCGAGGCGUGUUCUGUGGACACUUAUGACAUAUCGGGGCCAUGUACGUACGAUGUUUGCUAUUUGUACAUAUACAGGAGUGGAUACGACGGUUGGAAGCUGAAAUCGGUGGAGGUCUACGGUUACCAUAGGAGGUCUAUCUCCUUCUACUACAACACUUUCAUACCAAGGGAUGUUUGGUACGGGUUUGAUUACUGCAACGGUGUUUCAGCCUUCACUUGACCAUGAGAGUUGCAGGGGGGAGUGAAUAAGUUCUUGUUUGAGUUAAUUCGUUGCUUGUAAUGAAUAAGUUCUUGUUUUUGAGAUUUCCCUAACUUUUUCCAGUUGUUCCAAGUAUGUAAGACAAAAGAUUGAUUGGUUCCGAUUGCAAAAUGCAUAGCGAAAGGUGGUUUUGUAAUUCAA
Rhododendron vialii is the source of this 1193-nucleotide messenger RNA. Its product is annotated as embryo-specific protein ATS3A-like. Gene Ontology annotation, molecular function: protein binding. The transcript has 3 exons. The coding region runs from base 450 to 1013 and encodes 187 amino acids. Lineage: Eukaryota; Viridiplantae; Streptophyta; Magnoliopsida; Ericales; Ericaceae. The record is from RefSeq and is a predicted model, not a curated record.